This is a messenger RNA of Fomitopsis serialis, 1463 nucleotides long. RefSeq names its product Alpha/Beta hydrolase protein. NCBI's taxonomy places the organism in Eukaryota, Fungi, Basidiomycota, Agaricomycetes, Polyporales, Fomitopsidaceae. The transcript has 6 exons. The record is from RefSeq and is a predicted model, not a curated record. The coding region runs from base 185 to 1132 and encodes 315 amino acids.
UGAGGAGCGCGAAAGACCACCAGUGUGAAGUGUUGAAUAUAUAUGUACAUGUACAUAUGACACCGGCCCAAAUCCUCGUGGGAUUACGAGAGCAACACAACGCGUUCCCGAGUCGCAUGCCCACAAAUGCGAACGUGAUGUUCUCUUCCUCUCCCGGCCAUCACGACCUCUGAGAGCAGCCAUCAUGGACAUCAUCAAGAACCUGAAGGACGUGACAGCUAUCCCAUUCAUUCACCAACCUAUCCGAGACGCGUUCUCGCCACAACUGGAGAAACAUCGCUCGGACAUCGAGAGCGUCAAGUCAAGGACGUUCAAGUAUGGCAGCACGGACAGACAUAAGCUAGAUGUCUAUUAUCCUCCGGCCGACGCCAUCCCUUCGACUGGCAAUGUGCCGGUGCUCUAUUUCUUCUAUGGUGGCGGAUUUUUCGAGGGCGAUCGCAGGCUCGCGCCGCCGUAUGACCUCGUAUACUCCAACACUGGUGCGUACUUCGCCAAACGCGGGAUGCUGACCGUCAUCUCUGACUACCGCCUCGUACCUUAUGCCAAGUUCCCUGAACCCGUCGAGGACAUGAGGGAUGCCAUAGGCUGGGUCAUCGCGAACGCAGAUGAGGUGCUCGCCGACAGCGGCAUCCAGGCCGACUUCGACCACGUAUUCCUCAUGAGCCACUCCGCUGGCUCAGCCCUUUCGUCCACCCUUCUCCUUCACACCACUCUGCUUCCGCCGAACGUGCGCGCCCGGAUCCACGGCGUCAUCCUCCAAGGUGGCGCGUACACCUUCAAACGCGACGAGAGCACGAGCCCCGACGACCCGGUUCUCCAGCUCUACGGUAGCUGGGACUCUGUCGAGGCUAACAUGCCCGCAGCGCUCCUGCGAAAGGCACCGCAGGAGCUACUGGCAGGCUUUCCCGAGGUCAUCGUGUUCGUGAGUGAGAGGGAGCUGGAUGGGUUUACCGAGAACAGUGAGGACUUCACGGAGACGCUGAAGACGAAGUUGGGCAGACAGAUACCGAUUGUCAAGAUGAAGGAUCAUAACCAUCUCAGCCCCCACUGGGCAUUGGGCACGGGAGAGGGCGAGGAAUGGGCUGACGAUGUUACGAAAUGGAUUAAAGAUAACGCGCCGUCCGCGAAAUAGUGGUCAAGGUGCACUGUAUUUCCAUGUGUCAGCAAGAUUGACGGAGAGUUGAAUAAUUAGGCUGGAUUGUGUGAGUACCAGUGUCAAGCCAGCCAUACUGCCCCGUCGCGGACGUAUGAAGCACCACCUCUCCAGUCAUCCCAGUCAUCUUACCCCUAUACGCGCGCAUGUUGGGCCCCACCGCUGUUUGUUUGGAGGGGACGAGACCGCAUUCAAUCACUACCAGGAGCAAGACGCUGCAUGCAUGCUCGCACACGUAAGAACGUACCGUCUCAGCAGCUCCAGCCCUCUGGGUGCGCUUAGAAUGAAUCAAAAUUUUUGCAGGGCGUAG